GUAGUGUUGCUGGCUACAGUUUCAGUAGCAAAGGACUAAUCCAUUUUCACUAUGUAUACUUGGACUUGACUGAAUACUCUGGGUUAAAAUGGGCGUCACUGUGGAACAGUUGGAACCACGUAACUUGAAAUAUCUAGGAGUCAACCCAACCCAAAUAGUUUGCAUCUAAACAUUUUGUGAGCAAGGCAGAUAAGGCGGUCUUCAGACUUCUCCCUAUUCAGUGUUCCCAUCUAUUUUAAAUUAUACCUUUAAACCAAGCUGCCAGAUGGUUCCUAGCAAUGUCUUGCUUUGCAUACAAGUGUGCUUUUAUUAUGUAAUCAUGGAUCAAAAUAAGUGCUGUUCUGAAUGUAGGAGAUAACUAUUCAUUGAUCAGCAAGCUGUAUUUUCUGACAGUUUACCAUCUAAGUUCCAGAAAAAGCAAACAAAAAUACGUUUAUGGUUUUCAAAAGUUUUACCACAGAAGCUAACAUGACACUUGCUGUAUACUGGAAACUAUUCCGAAAUUAUCUCGAGUUUUCAUGCACAAAACAUCUUGUACAUUGAUUUCAUGGAGAAUAAACUAAGAAGAUCAUAAAUAACUUGCCAAGGUCCCAUCAGAGCAACCUCUGUCCUUCCCACAUUUGGUCCAUCAUGCCUAUUUAAAGGACACUUGAGCACCAAAAGUAACGCUUUUUGCACUGACUCCUCCUCUCUCAGACUAAGUACCCUCCAACUGGUCAAGAAUCACAUGGCUGUUCACUAUAAUAAAAUCCUUUCAGCCAAAGCUGCAGUAGACUGCUCAGUUCCACUAAGCAUGAGUGCCAGCAUCAAAUAUGCAGACCAACAACGAAGAGAGAAACUCAAAAAGGAAUUAGCAAGGUGUGGAAGGGAGUUGAAAUUUACUAAGAUUACAGUGCAUUCUAAAAGUCAUUGCAAAUCCUUACUUAACACUCUACAAAAGCCUUCAGGAGAACCACAGAAUGAAAACGGCUUAAUAAUCGAAGAAGUGAAUGAAUUUCCAUCUUUUACACGGUCACCAGUAACUUCUUCCGAGAGACUAAGUCUACCUAAGUCUCAGAAGGUCCUCACAGAUUGUACUGAGAACUCCAGCGGCUCCAUGUCCAGCAUGGAUUACGCUGCCUCUGGGUCCAAGAAACCGUCCUCUGGAACCUCGUACGGCAGAGGGCCCAGGGGCACAUUCCCCGGUUCCCAGAAGUUUCAGUUAGUAAUUUCAAAAGCACCCAAUGGGGACCUUUUGGACAAACAUUCUGAACACUUUUCUAACAGACAUUUGCCAUUCACCCCACGCACUUUAAAAACAGAAGCCAAAUCUUUCCUGUCACAGUAUCGAUAUUACACACCUGCCAGAAGAAAAAAGAAUUGUACCGAUCGGCGGAUAGAAGCUGAAACUCAGACUGAAUUAAGCAGCUUUAAAUCUGAUUUUGAGACAGUUGAUAUCAAGAAUGCCACAGAUUCAGAAAUGAACAUAAGACAGGCAUCUGGCUGUGUGUCAUGUGGAACCAAAGGAGGAAUAACCCCUUUACCUUUACAAGGGCGUGAGUUAUCGUGGGACAGGAUUAAAGACGGCGCCCUCCAGUGUUCCUCAUCAAGGGCAGUAUGUCAAUAUUCACUGCAGCCUCCUUCAGGGAGAAAAGCGUAUUCUGAUGAAGAAGAACUGUUGUAUCUGAGUUUCAUUGAAGAUGUAACAGAUGAAAUUUUGAAACUUGGUUUAUUUUCAAACAGGUUUCUGGAACAACUGUUUGAGAGACAUAUAAAACAAAAUAAACAUCAUUUGGAGGAGGAAAAAAUGCGCCAGCUGCUACAUGUCUUAAAGGUGGACUUAGGCUGCACGUCCAAGGAAAACUCAGUAAAGCUAGACGUCAUGGAUAUGUUGCAUUUACGUGAUGUUGAAAAGGCUGAGAAUUCAGAACAAAAUGAAUAUAAAAGUGAACAAGAUUUAAUCAUUCAACAGGAACGCCAGGAAUACCAAAAAGCUUUGAAUAUGUUAUUGACUAUACCGAAGGAAGAGAAUGAGAUCGUCUCUUCGAAUGAAUUUUUUCUCCCGAUCUAUAAAUCAAAGUAUUCAGAAGGGGUUAUCAUUCAACAGGUGAAUGAGGAAACAAAUCUUGGAACUUCAGCCUGGGAUGAGAAAAAUGCAAGCAUGUCAGACAGUUUACUAGACCAGGAGACCUCCGUGAGCGUCAUCGAAGGCGACAGCGACGCUGAGAAGGCCGAGACGCCCACGGAGCCGUGCUGCCUCAGCACGGAGCUCGUGCCUUCUGCGCAGCUGUGCGGAGCCCGAGACAGGCAGGAGCUGGAAGGACCAGCCCUGAGGAUCAUGGAAAUGAGCGCCGAGGACUGACCUUGGCUGUCUGACCUGCACUAAUAAACAUCCCAGAUGGCCAGUCAUUCACUAUUCCGUUUACUUUUUUUACUUUUAUAUGUUAAGAGCUCUGUAUUUGUCUUCUAUGUUGUAUAAUAAAUUACUAUAAAUUUAGCAGCUUAAAACAA
Messenger RNA from Odocoileus virginianus texanus, 2490 nucleotides. The record is from RefSeq and is a predicted model, not a curated record. Lineage: Eukaryota; Metazoa; Chordata; Mammalia; Artiodactyla; Cervidae.